This is a messenger RNA of Tuber aestivum (summer truffle), 2423 nucleotides long. NCBI's taxonomy places the organism in Eukaryota, Fungi, Ascomycota, Pezizomycetes, Pezizales, Tuberaceae. The record is from the annotation of a GenBank genome assembly.
GGCCAUCAACCAUAUUGUUUCCAAGGCGGGCGGGCAGGCCAGCGUGAUUUCUCCUUCCCCCUUCUAUACAGCCGUAUCAUUUUCAAGGCGGACAGGCAAGCAAAGCAUCGUUUCCCCUCCCUUACAACUCCAAAUUUGCCCAGUGCCGGCCGUGCUGCUUAGGAGAGAAAAAAGGUACUUAAAAAGGUACCAACAUGUAUUUCUUUGGUGCGGGGUACAAGCCAAUGCCACUUCAUCAACACCAACCCAUAUAACUGAACAUCCGACCCCCUUUCUUCAGGACGCCGUUCCGAGAGCUCCUCGACCACACAUACAUCACCUCCAGGCAAAUCAGACUAUCUUGUUUGUGGACCACGUUUUCCCUCGGUUCUUUACCAACGAAUGGGCACCCUCCGGAAAUUACUCGAGAAGCACGGCAAGAGGAAAGCCAUUGUUGGGUUGACGGCAUGGGAUUACCCCAGCGGUCUUUUGGCCCAACGUGCAGGUGGGAUUGAUAUGGUCCUCGUGAGCGACUCACUGGGAAAGAUUGUCCUGGGACUUCCCGGGUCAAUUGGGUUGAGUUUGGACGUGAGUGCACCCGUUCGGAGGCUUCUUCAUAAUUAUCAUUAUUAGGCUCUUCUCGUUGUUACCUCAUGUCGCUUGAUUUUAUCCCUUUCUCCCAUCCCGGCCCCCCGCAAACCAUCUGUAUCAUCCAUCAUCGCCGCCAUCGUGCUUCAUCAUCCCCAUCAUGUCUCCGGGGUCUAAUUACUAGGGCACGGGCGCAGGAUAUGAUUCAUCAUGCUAAAGCAGUUGCCCGCGCUGUCAAAACCCCAUUCUUACUGGCUGAUUUACCAAUGGGAAGCUAUGAAAUAUCACCAGAACAAGGUCCUUACUUCUCACUCGUUCAUCCCUCUCUCACACACUCUCUCUUUCACACUCUCUACUCGUGUCGGGGAGAAGCAUAAGCUGGGGCUGGUACUGACCAUGUUAUCGAGGCUAUAGCUCUGACAUCUGCCAUCCGCAUGAUCAAAGAAGCGCCAGGGGUAUCGGGAGUAAAACUCGAGGGCGGCAAAGAAAUAAUUCCGCAGGUUUCCAAGAUCACCUCUGCGGGUAUCCCGGUAUUCUGUCAGGUGGGCAUAACACCGCAGCGAACGAUCCAGACGGCGAACGAUGAGGAGGGCACGGGCAGAAGUGAAGUGAGCGUUAGUACUCCCAGUGUUCACCUGGCGUCGACGGGGAAGGAGUGUUUGUGGAUGGGGCUCGGACGAACUUCGGUUGGGUCUAGUUCAUUUUUUCUGAGGAAAUUUACCAGGCUAGUGAGAUAUUCGACGAUGCGCUAUGCCUUCAGAAUGCUGGCGCUGUGGGCAUCAUGUUGACUGCUGUGUCUCAAGAGGCAGCGAAGCUGAUGAGGGAUCAUCUGACGGUUCCGACAAUUGGUAUAGGGUAUGACCUUUUCGCUCCAAGGCUGUUUGCAAGGUUGAAUAGGGCUUGUUUGACGGUUGAAUGGUCCAGCUCUGGGAAACUCUGCGACGGGCAGAUGGUAUUCCAAUCCGAGAUUUUAGGUUACCAAGAUCCUUGUGUUCCACAGUGCGUUGUGCCCUUGGUCAUCUAAACUUCUGAGCACUUCUGACGCCCAUGACAGGUGGCACAGUCAAUUCGAGUCAAUUGGGGCAAAGUCACUCACUGCUAUCCGUAACUACGUGAAGGAGGUUGGCGAGGGGGAAUUCCCGGGUGAUGAAUUGGUACAUCUCCUACACCUACCUCCAUCCUGAGAAUUACAUCAUUUCGCAAGCCUUCUUUCUUCUAUCCUCUCCGCCCUACCGCUGCGUUUUGUGGGAGGGAAAGAAAGGUUGGCUAAUUGGGAUUGGCCGGGUCGUGGUCGUGGCUGGGCUUUGUUGCGUGCGCGCUGAAUUACAGACUCAUCAUUUGUUCACUGGGCAGAAUCUGGACAAUUUGGGGUUGGACGGCUUAGUUGUGGAUUGAGGUGGUUUUCUCUGCAUCUUGGGUUCCACUUGGUUUGUUUGUUUUAGAGUUUUUUUUUUAUCCCUCUCUGCCCGGGACGAAUGCGAGAAAUAAACGGAUGGCGAUAAGUACAUUGAGGGUGCCAUGACAAGCCGAGGGAUAGGAAGGGCGAUGGAAGACAUAUGUAGGUGGGGGUUUCAGAAUCAUUAUUUUUUAGCUUUUUUCUUUCUCUCAGGACAAGGCGUUUACUCCUCCCCCCUCGUUUUUUUUCACUUUCCUUGCUCCUUCCUUUUCUCCUGAUGGUUUCGCGAAAAAAUCCAAACGGUGUUAGGUCACUCAUCCAUGAUAUCAUACCGCUCAUGUGUACAAGUACCGCAUUAUGGGCUCGUGCGUGUGUGUACAGAGAGACCUACGGACAAGCGAGAUGUGGUAGUAGUACGGUAUCGACGGAAGUGUCAUCAAACGUCGAAAGUAUGGAUAGC